Messenger RNA from Tupaia belangeri chinensis (Chinese tree shrew), 2435 nucleotides. It is a transcript of the gene CUNH17orf100, whose product is annotated as chromosome unknown C17orf100 homolog. The transcript has a single exon. NCBI's taxonomy places the organism in Eukaryota, Metazoa, Chordata, Mammalia, Scandentia, Tupaiidae. The record is from RefSeq and is a predicted model, not a curated record. The coding region runs from base 418 to 780 and encodes 120 amino acids.
AGCCUGACAGAGCGACUACUCAGAGUGCCGGGGCGGGGGGAGGUUCCGGAAGUCACAGUGCCCUUUUCCGGUCCCGGGGCAGUGUGGGAUACGGGGGCGGGGACAGCCUCGCGGGGAGGCCCCGCCCAUUCCUGGCCCGCCGGGGCUAGACUCGCUCCGCCCGCUCGGGAUCCGGAAUGGCGAGGGGGCGGUGCCGGAGCCGAGGGCGCGCCUGAGGGCAGGGACCGGCGUUCUGAAGGGACCUAUGGGCCGCCACAGGGACAUAGUGUUCUCACGUCAUCGUGUCGUGGCACUCUCACCUGUGACAACCGCAACGUAGUGUUCCACGUCUUUGACGUCAUUCCUUGCGCUGUGACGUACCCCACAGGUGUGACUGAGGGUGACAAUUGGGCUGUAGGGCCCCCUUACAUCCGCAGAAUGGCCUCACCUUUUGGAGGCAAGCCCUCUUCGCCCAGGGCGGAGACCACUUGCCAGAAGGAGACGUCGACGGUCCGAGUGGAGACCUCGUCCCACCGCGUGGAGACAUCCUCUUGGCAGGUGCGAACGACCGCCCGGCGGGUGGAGACCUCCCAGCGCCGCAGCGAGGGGCCCUCCCUGUCCCCCUCUGGAAAGCGGCUCCCCCACGUCUUCGAGAUGUCUUCCCAGCACGUGGAAUCCUCCUCGCAGCGCGUGGAAACAUCCUCCCGCCAGGUGAGGGCCUCCUCGGCUCUGCGGGUGGAGACGUCUCUGCACCGCGUGGGCAAGCCGGCAGCCAGCCAGAAUGUAAAAAUGGCCCGAUGAAGUGCUUCCCCAAGGCCGCGAAAGGGCCAUGGCCCGUAGCCCAUGGCCUUUAGCCAGGACAGAAUUACCUCCAGUUCCCAGCCAGCCAGCUGCCAGAUGGCCCAGGCAUCUUUGGCUUCUUGCAAACAAGCCCAUAAAUCAACGUAAGAAAUAGCGGAUCUGCGGCUUCUGGAUUCAGCCAACAUUCAUUGACCAUGCUGCCCCUUGAACCAACCUGCUUUUGUCGCACUGAACUGUUCCACCUUGAAGCCAGUUUUCAGACCCCUGAUACUACGUAAGUUGGGUUGAUGGACAAAGAGGGUGCUUGAGCUCCUGAGCCAGGUGAGUUUUGGAUUCACAGCCCCCCAAAACAUUCACUGCUUGAAACUCGGGAGCAGAGACCAAACUGAAAUCCUGACCUGUGGAAUGAUUACAUGCCUGCCAGAAACCUGUGGGGCUUUUAUUCAUUUUUAAUUGACCUUUGUUUAUGUUUCAAAAUAAUAAGUUACUUUCUUUUGCUAAGUCUUUGUACCUGGUACCCCCCUCACACAUUUUUAAACACAGGUUUCAUGUAGUUAAAAACUGAAGGUAAACCUAUCAAAACUAAUGUUAGAAGUCAUUAUUAAAGAGACAGAAAACAUGACAGAACAAGACCAUUUUCUCCUGUGAUUAACACUAGGAAGGAAAUAAAUGAGUACUGGGAUAGGCAAUGGAGGUAAGGAGAUUCUUUAUAGAAGAUGAUUAGGGAAGGCCUUGCUCAUUACAUAGCAUUUGAUCUGAGAUUUGUGUGGGGAGAAUAGUGACCAAACUGAAACCAUGACCCGUGGAAUGAUUAUAUGCUUGCUAAAAACCUGAGGGGCAAAGAACAGGCUUUCAUUAAUUUUUAAUUGACCUUUGUUUAUGUUUUGAAAUAAUAAGUUCUUUUCCAAGAUCUGGGAAGAGUGCAUUCUAAGCAGAAAGAGCAGCAAGUGCAAAGGGUGGUUGGAAACAAGCAUGUAAUGUUCAAGGAACAGAAAGAUUAGUUUGGCUGGAGUCUAGGAAGUAAGAGAGAAAGAGAGGGGGCUACGGAGGAGAGAAGGUUAAAAGUAGGCAAGCACCAGUCAUAGAGGUUUUAUAAGCCACAGGUAAGAGCUUGGUUUGAUUCUAAGAUCAAUAGGAAAACAUUGGAGGAUGUUCAAAACGGGAUUAACAUGAUGCAAUUUACAUUUUAAAAAUAGCCUCUGGCUUCUGAGGAUAGGAUAUAGUAGGGAUAUUUUCAACUGGGGGUGAUUUUUCUGCCAGGAGAUAUUUAGCAAUGUCUAGAAACAUUUUUGUUUGGCGGGGGGGUGGGAAAGGUGGAGGGGAUAGGACAGGCUACAGAGAGUACUAGUGGCAUCUACUGGGUUGAGGCCAGGGAUGCCAUUAAACAACUUAAAAUACACAGUACUCUCCCCCAACAACGAAUUAUUCAGUCCCACCCAUCCUCUAUGUCAAUAUCAUCAAGUUUAACGCUUAAGAGUCUAGCAGUAGGGGGACCAGCAGAUGGCAUAACGGUUACAUCAUUGGACUCCCAUGUAGUCAACUACAGUUCCAGUCUCGGACCUGGGAGCUUGGAACUCACAUUGGUCAUCUGCGUAUGCCCAAGAUUCCAAGAGGAAAAUGGAGGAGAGGGGAUUGCAGUGUGCUCAUUCUUGGGA